Molecule: messenger RNA, 2359 nt
Organism: Cucumis melo (muskmelon)
Lineage: Eukaryota; Viridiplantae; Streptophyta; Magnoliopsida; Cucurbitales; Cucurbitaceae
Exons: 4
Coding region: 316-1953 (545 amino acids)
Biological process (GO): spliceosomal complex assembly; protein phosphorylation; regulation of mRNA processing
Molecular function (GO): protein kinase activity; ATP binding
Source: RefSeq, a predicted model, not a curated record
GUCAAUAAUUUAAAUUAAUAAAGAGAGAGAGAGAGAGAGAGAGAGAGAGAGAGAGAGACAUAUUUGACAAAGAGGGAGCAACAAGAAAAGGAGCUCCCAAGUCCCCAUCUUCUCGGUAAUCAAAAGGGAGAAACUCUUCAAUAAUUCCCAUCUCCAUCUUCUCUCUUUCUCUGCUUUUGAAAAAAAUCCCCUUUUUAAUCCUUCCUCUCUGCUCCAACAACCCUUCUGUUUUCUAAUCCCCUUAAUUUUCCGACUAAAUCGGAACUCUUUGGGAGUUAGUUGACCCCUCAACUCGCAUGGCAGCUCUGGACAGCCAUGGAUACUAAGAACCAAGAGGAAGAUCACACCGACAGCAGCGAUUACACGUCGGAGGACGAGGGAAGCGAAGAUUACCGCCGUGGAGGUUACCACGCUGUUCGAAUUGGCGAUACUUUCAAGAAUGCUAGAUAUGUGGUGCAGAGCAAGCUCGGUUGGGGACAUUUCUCCACCGUUUGGCUCGCCUGGGACACCCAAUCCUCUCGAUAUGUAGCUCUCAAAGUACAGAAGAGUGCUCAGCACUACACUGAGGCAGCCAUGGACGAGAUUACAAUCCUGAAACAGAUUGCUGAGGGAGACCCUGAUGAUAAAAAAUGUGUGGUGAAGCUUUUGGAUCAUUUCAAGCAUUCAGGACCUAAUGGGCAGCAUGUUUGUAUGAUUUUUGAGUAUUUGGGGGAUAAUCUGUUGACACUAAUAAAGUAUACUGACUACCGCGGAUUACCAAUUCAUAUGGUUAAGGAGAUAUGUUUUCAUAUAUUGGUUGGCUUAGACUACUUGCAUAAACAGCUUUCUAUUAUACAUACUGAUUUGAAGCCUGAAAAUAUUUUGUUACUGUCGAUGAUUGACCCAUCAAAGGAUCCUAGAAAAUCUGGUAUCCCUCUCAUUCUUCCAACUAACAAGGACAAGGCUACAUUUGAGUCUGGGAUUUCAAAAGAGAUUAAAUUUUCAAAUGGAGAUAUGACUAAACAUCAUAAGAGAAACAUUCGAAGAAAGGCAAAGCAAGCUGCUCAGGGGUGUGUGGAGAAGGAAAUGACUGCAGAGGCUGAGACUAAUCCAGAAACUUCUUGUACUGUUCAAUCAUCUCCAAAUGCAAAGUCAAGUGCAGGUGCAAAUGAGGAAAGACAAUCUAGUUCUUUCAAUACAAACAGGUCAUUGGAUGCUGAUGGAGCAAAGGGCGACGGAGAAGAAAAUCAAGUUGCCAAGAAAGGGAGUCGAUUGAGAAAGAAAAUGUUAUUGGCUUCGGUGGAUCUGAAUUGCAAGUUGGUUGACUUUGGAAAUGCAUGUUGGACAUACAAACAGUUUACAAAUGACAUUCAGACUAGACAAUAUAGGUGCCCAGAAGUUAUCCUUGGAUCCAAGUACUCUACAUCAGCAGAUCUUUGGUCCUUUGCAUGCAUUUGUUUUGAGCUUGCAACUGGUGAUGUACUCUUUGAUCCUCACAGUGGAGACAACUUCGACAGAGAUGAGGACCACUUGGCUUUGAUGAUGGAACUUCUUGGAAUGAUGCCACGCAAGAUUGCUUUCGGAGGUCGCUAUUCUCGAGAUUUCUUCAAUCGAUAUGGAAAUUUGAGGCACAUCCGGAGGUUACGUUUCUGGCCAUUAAACAAAGUUCUCAUGGAGAAGUAUGAUUUCAACGAACAAGAUGCAAAUCAAAUGGCAGAAUUUCUAGUACCAAUUCUUGAUUUUGUUCCAGAAAACCGACCCUCUGCAGGUCAAUGCCUUCUUCAUCCAUGGAUGAAUGCUGGCCCUCGGUUGUUGGAACCAUCCCUGAAUCCCUCGACUUCUGAGGAGAAUAAGAAGGAGAAUGAAGAUGAGGCAAUGGAGGUUAGAAUGAGAAAAAUUGCCAUUACUUCUGAUUCUGAACAAGCUAAUGAUUCCCAGGAGUUCAAGUCCAAAAUCAGCAAAGCCAAUGCCUGAAGUUGGUCUCUGCUUCUCCUCAUCUUUCGUGUGGAUUUAGCAACGGUGGUUGGGAUUUUACUCCAAAAGAGCUGAGUAAAGCAAUGACUUGCUUUAACAGGAGGGAAACGAAGCUCCAGCAACUCCGAGUGAAAAACUUGUGAUUACAAGGAUGAAGACAACGCUUGUGCUGGGAAUGUGGUGAAACAUGAAGUUUAUUUUAAUGAAGCUGAAUGAUGUAGCAGUCUGGCUAGUGUGGAAUCCAGAUGGGUGGUUUUACUGGUUUAAGUAUUCCUAUAGUUCAAAAAUAAUUUACAUUUUACCAUUUAAAGAAAAAAAAAAGAGAGAAAAAGAUAUUCCUUUGUAUUCAGAUGGCCUGGUAUGGCGUCAGCAUGCUUUGCAAUACAAUGUGAUUUAUUGGUUUGUA